GUAAUGGUAAGAUGCAUAUAGCUCCCUUUAAAAAGUGAUUACGAUUAGAUUGAAGCACUUGAAAUAAUGUCUGAAGAUACCAUGUCAGAAUAGUAAUUAAAGAAGGCUCAAACAAAUUAGGUGUUCUUUUUAGAAAUAGCAGAUUACUUAGAAGGAACAUCAUUUUAUAAUUUAUUGGGUAUUUGUUUAAGUGAAUUAGAUCUUUAAAAUAAGGAUAAUUAAUCAAAGAGAAUAAUAGUAGCCACGGUGCUAUCCAUACUAUUAAUUGUCGUAUUUUGUGUAGUGAUCCAACUUAUAUUGGAUUCGUCAAAAAAAUGUAAGAUCAAGCUAAGCAGAGAGAGCACUCCAAUACAAGCAUGAU
Paramecium pentaurelia is the source of this 361-nucleotide messenger RNA. NCBI's taxonomy places the organism in Eukaryota, Ciliophora, Oligohymenophorea, Peniculida, Parameciidae. The record is from the annotation of a GenBank genome assembly.